AUGCCUGCCGGUGUUCCUAUGCGACAGUAUCUUACCUUUAUGGCCGCCUCCCUACUGUCGAUGUUCAUCGGCUCACAGGUGGUCCACAAUUACUACCAUCCCCUUCGUGACCUAAAUUACUACAUCGAGCGGGAAAUCAAAAGCCAGCGGUUGCGAGAAGUGCCUCAGCAGCCGGAAAAUGAAAGCCCGUGAUAUGCGGAAUAAAGGUACUAGUCCUUAAUCGAACUCGUGUCACAACAGGUGGUAGAGUAUAUAUUCAUGGUGUUUCAU
Molecule: messenger RNA, 270 nt
Organism: Anopheles coustani
Lineage: Eukaryota; Metazoa; Arthropoda; Insecta; Diptera; Culicidae
Gene: sloth2
Product: ubiquinol-cytochrome-c reductase complex assembly factor 6
Exons: 1
Coding region: 1-192 (63 amino acids)
Biological process (GO): mitochondrial respiratory chain complex III assembly
Cellular component (GO): mitochondrion
Source: RefSeq, a predicted model, not a curated record